AUGGCUGCUGAUGCAAAAGGUGAUCCUUCUGCAAGUAAGUUGUUAUCUCCAGUUGGUGGGCUGUCAUUUUCAAGUGUAGGUUGCCAAUCUGAAGUUGAUUCUCCUGGAAGUCAAUUCAUGUUUCAACCUCGCGGCGUGCAGGUGACACCCUCAUGGUCAACUGAUUGGAGGGCUUGCACAGAUACCAGAAGCAACGCUGGUUUUGAGGUGACAGGAAGGAAAGGUCAUGGAGCACAGCAAUCUCUGGAAAAUGGGAAAUUAUGGGCCGAUUCUUGA
Ilex paraguariensis (yerba mate) is the source of this 276-nucleotide messenger RNA. The record is from the annotation of a GenBank genome assembly. NCBI's taxonomy places the organism in Eukaryota, Viridiplantae, Streptophyta, Magnoliopsida, Aquifoliales, Aquifoliaceae.